This is a messenger RNA of Aspergillus tubingensis, 789 nucleotides long. RefSeq lists its product as uncharacterized. NCBI's taxonomy places the organism in Eukaryota, Fungi, Ascomycota, Eurotiomycetes, Eurotiales, Aspergillaceae. The record is from RefSeq and is a predicted model, not a curated record. The transcript has a single exon. Bases 1 to 789 code for a protein of 262 amino acids.
AUGCAUCCACCAAUGACUUCCUCCCGAGAAGCACAGAAAACCAAAAAUACCCCCAACGGAUCCGCAUCAACCCACACCACGAACGCGAGAAGAAAACCCCUGAUGGAUUUCUCAUCUCUUCAUCCGUGCUCUGCUUCGAUGGAUGAUGAGGAAGAUGAAGAUGAAGAUAGUAUGCAAUCAUCGUACGCAGAAAUGGGAUCGUUCGUGGGAGUACACUCGACCGAGCAUUCACAUUCACAUUCUCAUCCGUUGUCAUUGUCGUCGUCGGCUUCGACUCCUACUCAGACGCAGAGGUACACUCAGUAUCAGCCCUGCAAGCAACCUAACUCGAGGUCCAUUUCUUUGGGAAGUGAAUCUACCCCCACAUCAACCACUACAGCCAUCACUACCAGAUUGAAAUCGAAAUCGAAAGCGAAAGCGAAGUCUACGACUGCACACGUCCACUUCCUGGACCAGAUUGAUAUCUCAGAUACAAUCACCACUACUUCUGCAGCUACAAACACAAACACGAAGGGAAACAAAAGCACAGAAGCAAAUGGAAUCACAGCUGAAGAAAAGACCAUGCCUCUUGGUCCUCGCAGUCGGGAUCUCUCUCUUAGUGAGAGUGAGAUUAGUUUGCUGGAUAUAGGUCCCAGUUUGGUGUAUGGUGAUGAUGGAUAUAUUCCGUUGUCUGGGGUUGGAUCAUAUGUGCGUGGAUAUGAGCGUGGGCAUGGGCAUGGGCAGGGUGAUGGUGGUGGUGGUGGAGUUUCGGUGGUGGGGAGGGGGGUGCAGGGGUUGCAUUUGGAGUGA